Messenger RNA from Suillus clintonianus, 1284 nucleotides. Its product is annotated as P-loop containing nucleoside triphosphate hydrolase protein. Gene Ontology annotation, molecular function: GTP binding; GTPase activity. Gene Ontology annotation, biological process: cytoplasmic translation. Lineage: Eukaryota; Fungi; Basidiomycota; Agaricomycetes; Boletales; Suillaceae. Bases 112 to 1284 code for a protein of 390 amino acids. The record is from RefSeq and is a predicted model, not a curated record. Gene Ontology annotation, cellular component: cytoplasm. The transcript has 19 exons.
GAUCGGAUCAAGAAUUAUCUUUGAACCGUCACGGUUGUGGAGCCAGGAGAACCAUCUCUGUCUUCAUCCUGACAUAUAGACACGGUAAACCAUCGUCAGAAAUUAUUCAAAAUGGGUAUCGUUGAGAAGAUCAAGGAGAUCGAGGAGGAGAUGGCUAGGACCCAGAAGAACAAGGCUACAGAAUAUCACCUUGGUCUUCUGAAGGCAAAGCUAGCUCGAUAUCGGGCCCAGCUUCUCGAACCCGCUUCAAAGUCUGGGCCAGCUGGUGUCGGUUUUGACGUGCAGAAAUCAGGAGAUGCCCGAGUUGCAUUGAUAGGAUUUCCGUCUGUCGGGAAGUCCACCCUAUUAAGUAAAUGCACUCACACCGCGUCCGAAACAGCAGCAUAUGAAUUCACAACCCUUACUGCAAUACCUGGAGUGAUCGAAUACCAGGGGGCACGUAUACAAUUGCUCGAUCUUCCUGGGAUUGUCGAGGGUGCUAGCCAAGGCCGGGGUCGAGGGCGACAGGUUGUUGCUACGGCGAAGACGGCCGAUCUUAUUCUCAUCAUGCUCGACGCAACAAAGUCCGAAGAGCAGCGACGGCUUCUUGAGAUUGAACUCGAUGCAGUUGGCAUCCGCCUUAACAAACGCAAACCUGACGUAGUGUUCAAACGGCGGACAACUGGUGGCAUAACCCUGAAUACUACCGUAAAACUCACCAAGACAGACGAGAAAACUAUUCGUACCAUUCUGGCAGGAUAUAAACUCCACAACUGUGAUGUGAUGAUCCGAGAAGAUAUUACAACCGACGAGUUCAUCGAUGUUCUCAUUGGUAUGACAGCUCUAUGUGUCUAUGCCAAUUACUCAUCUGGUUCGGAAAUAACCAUAGGAACUCGAAAAUAUAUACCUUGUCUAUAUGUUUAUAACAAGAUUGAUGCGAUUAGUCUAGAGUUGGUAGAUAAACUUGCUAGAACAGAGAGUACGGUCGUUAUCAGUUGUGAGAUGGACCUCAAUCUGGACUACCUUAUCGAGCGGAUAUGGGAAAGCCUAGAGCUUGUCAAGGUCUACACGAAGAAAAGGGGUGCACGGCCCGACUUGUCGGAUCCUGUGUGUUUGAGAAAAGGUGCUACUAUCGAAGACGUGUGUUUGGGUAUUCACAAAUCCUUGGUCUCGAACUUCCGCAAUGGGCUUGUCUGGGGGCGUUCAUCCAAGUUCUCGCCUCACGCACAGAAGGUCAGUCUGAACCAUCAGCUACAAGACGAGGAUGUUGUUUCAAUCACAGAUGCUUAUCAGCAGAUGAAAUAA